AUGUUCAACCGCGGGAGGAAGAUCGUGACUAAGGUAGUGGUGAGCGCGGAUGCGGAACUGCAGCAGCGGUUCGAGGAGAAGGAGCGGGAGAAGCGGAGGGAGAAGGAGAAGGAGAAGGAGCGAGAGAAGCCGGGCCCCCGGCCGUCGGAGUGGGACUAUUUGACGACCGUCGUGCAGCAGAACCGCGUCGCGCAGCGAAAGCUGCAGGCGAUUGCGGGGGCAGAAUCCUCCCCCGCAGCCGCAUCAGCAGCCGCCGUCGCGCCUUCAGCUGCGCCUGCAGGGGGGAAGGCGGAGGCGGAGGCGGAGGCGGAUCUAUCCAACGGUGGAGAUGUGCAGUCGUACACGCAGCACGCUCAACGGCCAGGAUUCGUCCAAUCGCACGGCUCUCUGCUGUUCCUGGAAGAGAGGAGCUACAGGAUCCUGGCUGUAGCAGAUAAUAUCUUUCACUUUUUCGACCAACCAGAUCGGGGGAACGGGGAGAAGAAGGCGGGAGAGGAGAAGGAAGAGGAGACGGAGGAGGGGAAUGGGGAGGGAGGGAGGGAAGAGGCGGAAGGAGGUGGGGGGAAAGGAGGGGCCGUGAGGAGUCUGCUGGGCCAAUCAUGUAGCUGCCUUAUGACCGAGCAGACCUUCGCGUGCCUGGUGGCGGCGUGUGAGAGCUCAGACCCGCAGCUGUCGAACCCCAUCCUGAUCAAGACAGUGAAACGAGCCCGCCCCCUGUACGCCAUAGUGCAUCGCACUGACGAGGGCCUGGUGGUUGACGUAGAGCCGUGCGUGGGAGGAGAGACGUGGGCGCAGAGGUGGAAGAAGAAGGGAGGAAAGGCGGCGGCGCGUGCGAGCGAGGCACGAGGAAAGGCACGUAGCUGCAUCGCGGAUGCAUCUGGAAGUGGUGGGGAGGCGAAGGAAGGAGCGGCGUCGUGGAGGUGUUUGAAUGGGUUUGUGAAAGGUGGAGGAGAUGAGAGUCGUCAGAACGAAGGGGAGACGGAGGAGAAACGAGAGGGGGAGGAGAAGAAAGGGGAAGAAGAGGAGAAAGGGGAGGAGGAGAAGAAAGGGGAGGAAGAGGAGGACGAGGAAGAGGAGGAGGAGGAGGAGGUGGAUAUGUCGAUGUUGGAUUGGUCUGCUCUGGACAAGCACGAGAGGACGAGUGCGAGCAUUGCCAAGCUGCAAGACAUCGAUGAUGACAUGCCCAAGCUGUGCGAUACCCUCGUGCAGGAACUGCGGGAGCUGGCAGGAUACGACCGAGUGCUGUUAUACCGAUUCCACGAGGACUUGCACGGGGAGGUGGUAGCAGAGGCCAAGUCAGACGCUCAGGCGUCGCUGCUGGGGCUGCACUACGCCGCCACUGACUGCCCCCAGGUCAACCGCACGAUGUUUGUAGAUGUGCGGCUGAGAUUGAUCGCAGAUGUCACGGCGCCAGAUGUGCAUAUCAUCCAGCACCCCUCGCUCAGCAAGAACAUCAACCUCUCCAAGUCAACCCUCAAGGGCGUGGCCAGCUGUCACAAGGAGUACUGCGCAAACAUCGGCAUCGGAGCCUCUCUAGUGAUGGCGGUGGUGGUAACCACACGGGGCCCUCAGAGCACCAGUGUGCGCAAGCUGUGGGGGCUGGUGGUAUGCCACCACAUGUCGCCCCGCUUCCUACCGUACCCGCAGCGAUUCGCAUGUGAUUUCCUGCUGCAGGCCUUCGCUCUACAGCUGGCAAUGGAGCUCGAGGCAGCAGAGCAUGCAGCGGAGCGGCGAACGAUGCAGAUGCAGGCGAUUCUCUGCGGCAUGCUGUCCAGGGAUGUGCCACUGGGGCUGGUGCGACAGAGCCCAAACAUCAAGGACCUGGUGCCAUCGGACGGGGCGGUGCUGCUGCAUGCGGGCAGGGCGUGGUGGGUGGGGGCGUGCCCAGCAGAGGAAGACAUGAAGGAGAUCGCGCGCUGGCUGCGCCUCAAAGACACCCACCUGCUGCAACACACCGUCUUCGUUACAAACUCCCUCGAGCAAGCGGGUCUCCCCUUCGCCUCCCGCCUCGCCCCGGCUGUGUGCGGGCUCGCUGCUGCGAUGGUUUCGAGCCGAGGGGAUUUUCUCAUGUGGUUUCGGUCAGGCAUCGAGAGGAACAUCACCUGGGCGGGGCACAAGGACAGCCACACAGUGAGGGAGGGCGCCACCAUGCAUCCCCGCAACUCGUUUGCUGCUUACCUCGAAGUGGUGAAGCUGCAGAGCCAGCCCUGGACCGAUGCUGAGGUGGACGCCAUGCAAGGGCUGCGCCUCAUAGUGAAGGACUCGCUUCCCCACCCCGAACCUCAAGACCUGAAGCUGAAGAUCCAGGCCCAGCUGAAUGCGGAGCGUUUGACCAUCCAGUCCCAGCUAAAGGAGGUGGCACGGACGCUAGAAAAUCAACUGGAAUCCGCCCACACGCCCAUCAUCGGCAUCAGCAGCGACGGGACAGUGACGGAGUUCAACAGCAAGGCGGCGCACAUCACGCGGAGGGCCAAGAGCGAGGUGCUCGGGAGCAACUUCUUCUCCAGCGUGCUGGCUCCCGAGUCUCACGCGCACUUUGUGGCGGCUAUGGAGGUGUUAGCGGAAGGGGAGGACGUCCAGCCGUUUGAUGUGGCUCUGCUGGCGCGGUCUGCUGAUUCUGCUGAUGCCGCUGCUGCUGCUGAUGCUGCUGCUGGGGGUGGAGCAGGAGGAGCAGGGGGAGGGGCAGGAGGUGGAGGAGGAAAGGGGGAAGGGGUGGGGGGGGGGGAGUUGGAUCGGUUGGUGCAUGUGUUGGUGAGCGCGUAUGGGCAGCACGACCGGCAUGGGAACCUGCUGAGUGUGCGGCUGAUGGGGCAAGACAUCACCGCACUCAAAGUGCUGGCAGGCGAGGUGAGAGGGGGCUGGGCGGAGGGCGGAGGGGAAGAUAGUUCUAUAGCUAUUCUUGGUGGCAACGUGCUGAGUGUGCGGCUGAUGGGGCACGACCUCACCGCGCUCCAAGUGCUGGCGGGGGAGUACAAGAUGCCCGAGGCAGAGGCUCGGGCAGCUGUGGACCAAUCAGAUCUCCUGGUUUUCACGGUGGACGAGUGCGGGCGGGUGACCGAGUGGAAUGCUGCUAUGGAGCAGACGAGCGGGCUGCCCCGAGAAAAAGUUGUGGGCAGGCGACUUGUGGGGGAGGUGCUUAGCAGCAACCCCAUGCUGCUCAUUCCGGAUCAGGAUAACCUGGUGAUGUUUGAAAUCGCCCUGUGUCAGGCACUCAAUGGGAGGGACACGAGGAACCACGAGCUGCAGCUCAAGACGUGGGAUGGCCGCCCCAUGGACACACUCCUGCACAUCAUCAGCAGACGCUCCCCUAACGGUGAGCCGGUGGGAGCGACGUGCUUCAUGCAAGAUGUGGUGGAGAGGCGAGCAGCGGAGAAUGCAUCGGCAAUGAAGAUGGUGGCAGAGGCGGCGAGUCAGGCCAAGACCAUGCAGCUGGCGUGCUUGUGCCACGAGAUCCGCAACCCGCUGAACGGCAUCCUCUCAUCCAUCAGCUUCAUGGAGGGCACUGAGAUGUCAUCGGACCAGAGGGACCUGCUGCACGCCACCUCCGCCUGCGGCAAGUACCUACGGCGCGUGGUGGACAAUGUGUUGGAUCUGAGCAAGCUGGAAGAAGGCAAGCUGGAGGUGGAGAGCGAGCCGUUUGAGCUCAUACACGUGGUGGACGCCGUGAUAGCACAGGAGCAUGAGAAUGCGAGCGACAAGGGUCUACAGGUGUUCUGCUCGGUCGAACCGCAGUGUGCCGAUGUGAUUGUAAAGGGUGACAAGCACCGCGUGCAGCAAAUCAUCGCAAACUUCUUUCGUAACGCAGUCGAGUACACUCAGCAAGGCUGGGUAGAGGUGCAGCUCUACAAAGGAUCCGGCGAAGCCGCCUAUAACGAGUACGGAAGAGACGCGCUGGCCGGAAGGCUCAUGCACGGGCAGCAGACCGGGCAGCGGACUGGGCAGGACCGAAACGUUUCGGCUGACUGGGAGGAGAUGUUUCCGUUUGUGCUCUGUGUGGCGGAUUCCGGUCCGGGGUUGAGUGAGGAACAGCGACUGCAAGUGUUCACAGGGUUGGAUCCCAGUGCAGCAGCACCGGCUAUCUCUAGUGGCGCGUCCGACACUGAAUCCCGCUCUUCGGCCCCAGCAGGGUCGGGCCUGGGCCUCAUAGUGAGUCAGAAGCUCGCUACCCUCAUGAACGGCUCUCUUUCCUGCGCCUCCGCCCUCUCCCAAGGCUCCUCCUUCCGCCUCUCCCUCUCACUCCCCUUCGCGGGCCACUCCAACCACGCCGAUCCUGCUGACGCUGGCGCUGAGCUGGCCGCGGGCCACGCCAGCCUGGCGCCAGGUGGCAUGAUGAGCUGUUACCUGAGUAACCGGGUGAAAGGGGUGGUGUAUACGUCGGUGGGGGUGUGGAGCAGUGCCGAGGAGAUAGCAGCUGCACCAGUUGUACCUCCCUCUCUCUCCAGAAACCUCGCUGCCUCUGUGCCUGGCCCAACCGGCGCAUCUGCUGCUGCUGCUGCUGCUGCUGCUGGUGCUGCUGCUGGGAGGGUGCAGGCUGGAGCAGGCUUAUCCGGGGCAGGCUUAUCCGGGGCAGGAUUAUCUGCACCAGCACAUGUGACAGCUGGAAUCAAAGGGGAGGUCUUGGAAGGAAACGACAGCCGGGUGUUUUCGAGGUUGGCAAGUCAUGGUUCGGAAGAGAGUGCGACUCAUGCUGCUGCGGAGGAUGCUGACGUGGACGCUGCUGCGCUGGCAGCAAUCGUCGAGCUGGAGGCGGCCUAUGGUGGCCGGGUGAUGGUACAGGUGCUUCGAGAGGUGGUGGAUUUCCGGGAAGUUGCGGUCCUGGUAGAAGUGGGUGUGAUGAAGGAAAUUGUUGAGAAUGGGUGUGUGGAGAGCAAUGAUGGGACGGGAAGCAACGAGAUGGCUAUAGUGAGUACGCAGCAAUGGGGUUCGGCGCUCAGACUUGGGCCGUUGGCUGAUGCGUUGCGCAGUGCAACGAAAGCGGCGGUUGUAGCGGCCAACCGGACGCUUGUAGCAGCACAAGCUCGAGGUGGAGGCGCUCAUGGCCACGUGAUCAGUUCAUGUCCCCUCACUUCCCCAUCCCUCCAUCCCCCUUCCGCCCCUGCCCUCUUCCUCCAAGCCGAAGUUCCGCCGAUCGCGCCCAAGCCAUUCCGCUCGCGCUUUUCCUCCAAGGCCGAAUCUCCCCGCAAGGCCGCUUUCCCCGCAGAGCUCUCCGCCGCGGUUUCCGCCAGUUUCUCCGUCGUCUCGUCGCGGAGCAAGAGCCUCCCUUGCGAGCCCCUCACUUUCUCCAUGCGCUCUCUCCGCCUUGCCGUUCCCCAAGCCGCUGCUAGCACCGCACCAGUGGUAGAGCUGGCAGCUGACGUGGCGGAGGCCACGUCAGCAGUGGAGGAGCUGCCGCUACAGUCAGCGGAGGACAUCAAGGCGGCGCGGAAGGAGGAGCAGCGGCGCAAGCGGUUGGUGCAGAAGAGGAAGCUGAGGAAGAAGGGCAGAUGGCCGCCCUCCAAGAUGAAGCAGCACCAGAAUGUGUAA
This is a messenger RNA of Closterium sp. Naga37s-1, 5523 nucleotides long. NCBI's taxonomy places the organism in Eukaryota, Viridiplantae, Streptophyta, Zygnematophyceae, Desmidiales, Closteriaceae. The record is from the annotation of a GenBank genome assembly.